CAGAUUCAGACAUCUGUUCCGAGCCGAGAGGAGAGAAGGAGAGAAGCGGCAGCGUUUUUCCACUGUAACCUGUGUGAGAGGACUGGACUGACAAACGGCAGCUCCUGCACGGUGUACAGACAUUACUAACAGUAAUUUAUCGUCGCAGUUGGUUCGCUUUGGGUUCGGCAGCGUGCUCCAGCUCGUCACCAUGACAGCCCUGUCGCUGCUGCUGCUGGCCGUGUCGGCCGCAUCUGUCCUGGCCGAGUCCUCUGUGUAUUUUCGAGAGCAGUUCGAAGACGCGGAUGCCUGGAAGAGUCGCUGGGUGGAAUCCAAGCACAAGACCGACUACGGCAAGUUUGUCCUGACUGCAGGGAAGUUCUACGGAGAUGCUGAGAAAGACAAAGGUCUGCAGACCAGCCAGGACGCCCGCUUUUACGCCUUGUCGGCUCGCUUUGAUGACUUCAGCAACCAAGGCCAGCCUCUAGUCAUCCAGUUCACGGUGAAACACGAGCAGAACAUCGACUGUGGUGGAGGAUACAUCAAACUGUUCCCCUCUGGCCUCAACCAGGAGGAGAUGCAUGGAGACUCCGUCUACAAUAUCAUGUUUGGUCCUGAUAUUUGUGGCCCUGGCACAAAGAAGGUUCAUGUCAUCUUUAACUACAAAGGCAAGAACCACCUGAUUAACAAGGACAUCAGAUGCAAGGAUGAUGAGUACACCCACUUGUACACGCUGAUCGUCAACCCAGACAACACCUACGAGGUCAAGAUCGACAAUAAGAAGGUCGAGUCCGGCAAUCUGGAGGAUGACUGGGACUUCCUGCCUCCCAAAAAGAUUAAAGACCCUGAAGCCAAAAAGCCAGAGGACUGGGAUGACAGAGAGAAGAUUCCCGACCCCGAUGAUAAGAAACCAGAGGACUGGGACAAACCUGAGAAUAUCCCAGAUCCUGAUGCCAAGAAGCCUGAUGACUGGGACGAAGAGAUGGACGGAGAGUGGGAGCCACCUAUGGUCACUAACCCUGACUACAAGGGUGAGUGGAAGCCCAGUGAGAUCAGCAAUCCUGCCUACAAAGGCAAGUGGAUCCACCCAGAGAUUGACAACCCAGAGUACACAGCUGACUCUGAGAUCUAUAAAUACGACAGCAUCGGCGUGAUUGGACUUGACUUGUGGCAGGUCAAGUCUGGUACCAUUUUCGAUAACUUCCUGAUCACUAAUGACCCAAACCUGGCAGAGGAAGUGGGCAAUGACACGUGGGGAAAAACUAAGGACGCAGAGAAGAAGAUGAAGGAAAGCCAAGAGGAGGAUGAGAGAAAGAAGCGUGAGGAAGAGGACAGCAAGAGGAGAGACGAGGCCAAGGAGGAAGAGGAGGAGGAAGAGGAGAAGGAUGAGGAGGAAGAGGAGGAGGAGGAGGAAGACGAAGAGGAAGAGGGGGAAGAGCAGCAGGAGGAGGAAGAAGAGGAGGAUGAAGGCUCAGACUCUAAACUCAAGGAUGAGUUAUAAACUCCAUGCAGGAACUGCUGAGAAAGCAAGCAGACUGUCAAUGAGCCAUUGGAAGGAGGCCGGAGAUGAUCGACCCUCAUGACUGACACCCAGGGGCUGGGGUGGGGUGGGAUGGGGUUUUUCAUUUCUUUGUUUGUUUACAACACAGAGAAGUAGGUGGGAAAAAAAGGGCAAUUAUUGUUUUGUUUCCCGUUUCCAUGUGCAUUAUUAUUAUUAUUAUUAUUAUUAUUAUUAUUAUUAUUAUUAUUAUUAUUAUUAUUAUUAUAAAAACGAAGAUGUCAUAAUGAAUGUCUAGACAGGAAAAUAAUUAAAUCGCUUUCCACUUUAUACCCAAGAGAAAUAUAGAAAUCGUCAUUUUGUGUUCAGCGAAAAUUCUGGGUUUUUAUGAAGUAUAAUGUUGUGGUGACAUGAAAAGAAGUUAUAUUUGGUUUGUGGAUGAUACCAUGAAAUUUUUUUUGUUUACAUCAUGUGUGUCUUCUUAGUCAGUCGCGUUUGUUUUUUGUUUGUUUCUUUUUAAAGUCAGUUUUGUCACUCAUGCUCCCCUUUUUGUUUUUAAAGCUACAUCAAUCUUAAAAAGAUUCCACAGGGUUGGACAUCGUUACGCAGGUUAGCUUGCCUGCUCUUAUUUAAACCUCUCUGAUUCAAACAAAAGGAUAAUAGCUUGAGGAUAGGAGUGCAUCAGGACUGACAUCAUAUAUUUGACAACCUGUUGGAUGGUAAUAUGGGGUGCUUUAAGAGGAAAUCCUUUGCAUAGUUUUGUACUGUAUAGUUAACACUUUUUUCACUUCAAUGCAAAUACUGUAGUCUUAUGUGUCUAAAUAAACUGUGCUCAAACUCAGAUGUACAUUAGGAGCACUCCAGUAGCAGGAAAGCUUCCACAGUUUAGUUCGCGUUCACAUUAGGUUUACUUGUAGUCGGUGUGUACACAACCAGUCUCCUCAUUACUAAUGCUAAUAUAUCUGCACUGCUGUAACCCAACACACUGUCCCAAAAAAACAGUCUGAAAGAUGAUCCUUUUGUAAAAGACACAUUUUGUACUAAUGGUAGUAAUUGAAGUGGAAAGAUUUUCAUGUUGCUGUGUAAAAAAACAAACAAAUCAAAGGCAGGUGUUCUGUCCAAUAAAAACAACCAGGACAAAAGGA
Molecule: messenger RNA, 2622 nt
Organism: Acanthopagrus latus (yellowfin seabream)
Lineage: Eukaryota; Metazoa; Chordata; Actinopteri; Spariformes; Sparidae
Gene: calr
Product: calreticulin
Exons: 9
Coding region: 191-1480 (429 amino acids)
Biological process (GO): protein folding
Cellular component (GO): endoplasmic reticulum membrane; endoplasmic reticulum
Molecular function (GO): calcium ion binding
Source: RefSeq, a predicted model, not a curated record